AUGGACGACCUCUUAGGUGGUGCUGACACUUUAGAAACAGCGAUACAACUACGUGACGGACUCAUUGAAGUUUUGGGAUCGGCGGGAUUAGAAUUACGAAAAUGGACGUCAAAUAAAAUUAAUUUAAUUUCUGACUUGUCGACAGAUGUUAAUGAUGGUAAAAAUAUCGCCACACACGAAGCUAUUAAUAAUUCGAUAAUAAAAAUACUCGGAUUAUAUUGGAGUUCCGAUUCGGACACGUUAAAAUUCAAAAUAUCGUGUUUGUUCGACCCUCUUGGAUUGAUCGGACCAGCUAUUGUUCGCGCUAAAUUAAUUUUGCAACGGCUAUGGCUGUUGAAAGUGCAAUGGGACGAACCACUUCCAAAUAGUAUUCAGGACGAAUGGAAAGAGUAUAGAACUUCGUUAAUGUCAUUAAAUGAAUUGGUUGUACCACGAAAAAUUAAGGGUGACUGUAACAUAAUUAAUAUUCAAAUUCAUGGUUUCGCCGAUGCAAGCAUUGAAGCUUAUGGGUGUUGCUUAUUUUUACGUAACACAAAUUCAGAUGGCGUACACACGUCCAAGCUGAUAUGCGCAAAAUCAAAGGUCGCACCACUCAAGGUCGUAUCGCUACCGCGAUUAGAGCUAUGCGCCGCGAUACUACUGGUGAGACUAGCAAGUAGAGUUAUUCCAAAAAUACAACUAGACGUCAGCAAAAAAUAUUUUUGGUCUGAUUCGAAUAUAGUGUUAGCGUGGAUAACUUCUCAGUCAACAAAAUGGCGGCGUACAUUCGUUACCCAUCGCGUGGGAGAGAUACAAGAAAAAACGUCGGUAGCUGAUUGGAAUCAUGUUGACACGAAAGACAAUCCAGCUGACAUUAUUUCUCGAGGUUGUUGUCCGUCCAAAAUAACCAAUACACCGUUGUAG
Messenger RNA from Acyrthosiphon pisum (pea aphid), 903 nucleotides. RefSeq lists its product as uncharacterized. The transcript is spliced from 2 exons. The coding region runs from base 1 to 903 and encodes 300 amino acids. Lineage: Eukaryota; Metazoa; Arthropoda; Insecta; Hemiptera; Aphididae. The record is from RefSeq and is a predicted model, not a curated record.